AUGGCUCCUGUUGUCGCCGCCGUGGAGCCUUUCACCCUCCUCAAGUGCCUGAUGCCGCAGGACGACGGCUUGGGCGACGACAACGGAAGCACCGACGUCGACGUGAAGCCGAUAAAGGCGCACCGCCGGGAGUCCGACCCGGCGGCGGCGUUGGCCGCGGUGCGGCACGAGUUCGGCGAGCAUGGCGGCGUGAACAUGUCCAUCGAGGCGUCGAUCACGUUCACGGUGAUGGAGCCGGACACCAUGCGGCGGCUCUUCGCUGGGGAGCUCGGCCCGGAACGCGACGACCUGUACAUCUACAGCCGCCACUUCAACCCGACGGUGCUUGCGCUGGGGCGGCAGAUAGCGGUUCUGGAGGGCACCGAGGCCGCCUACUGCACGGCGUCCGGCAUGGCGGCCAUAUCUUGCGUGAUGAUGCAGCUGGUGGGCGCCGGCGGGCACGUGGUGGCGUCGCGGUGCCUGUACGGCGGCACCCACGCGCUGCUGUCCAGCUUUCUGCCGCGCACGUCAGGGGUGAGCACGACGUUCGUCGACACUGACGACGAGGCGGCCGUGCGCGCAGCUGUGCGGCCCGGGGAGACGAAGGUGGUGUACGUGGAGACGAUGUCGAACCCGACGCUGGCCGUUGCGGAUAUCCCGAUGCUGGCACGGGUGGCGCACGAGGCGGGAGCCAAGCUGGUGGUGGACAACACAUUCACUCCCCUCGUCGUCUCGCCCGCGCGGCUCGGCGCCGACGUCGUCGUCCACAGCGUCUCCAAGUUCAUCAGCGGCGGCGCCGACAUCAUCGCCGGUGCGAUCUGCGGGCCAGCGAGUCUGGUGAAUUCGAUGAUGGACCUGCAGGACGGCGCGCUGAUGCUGCUGGGCCCGACGAUGAACGCCAAGGUGGCGUCCGAGCUCGCCGGGCGUCUCCCCCACCUGCCGCUGCGGAUGCAGGAGCACUCUCGCCGCGCCGGGGAGUUCGCGACCCGGAUGCGCCGCCUGGGCCUCCGCGUCACCUACCCUGGCCUCCCCGACCACCCGCACCACGAUCGGCUGCGCACCAUGGGCAACCCGAGCUACGGCGCCGGCGGGAUGCUGUGCGUGGACAUGGGCACCGAAGCGCGCGCCAACCGCCUGAUGCACCACCUACAGAAUUCCACCCAUUUCGGCCUCAUGGCCGUCAGCCUCGGCUACUACGAGACGCUCAUGUCCUGCUCCGGGAACAGCACCAGCAGCGAGAUCGCGCCCGACGACCGCGCACGCGCCGGCAUCUCUCCAGGCCUCAUCCGCGUGUCCGUAGGAUACAACGGCACCCUCGAGCAGCGCUGGGCGCAGUUCGAGCGAGCCCUCGCGCUCGUGCAGCAGGAGAUCCCCGACGCUUGCGCCGACAAGCCCUGCCAGGCCGUCUGA
This is a messenger RNA of Lolium rigidum, 1389 nucleotides long. Its product is annotated as methionine gamma-lyase-like. The coding region runs from base 1 to 1389 and encodes 462 amino acids. The transcript has 2 exons. Lineage: Eukaryota; Viridiplantae; Streptophyta; Magnoliopsida; Poales; Poaceae. Gene Ontology annotation, molecular function: carbon-sulfur lyase activity; pyridoxal phosphate binding. Gene Ontology annotation, cellular component: cytoplasm. The record is from RefSeq and is a predicted model, not a curated record. Gene Ontology annotation, biological process: transsulfuration.